AUGGAGGUGGCUUUUCACUCAGGUCUUGCCCGCGCACACUCGUCCCAGUCCGCCAACCCGGCCGCCCACGCCCGCAUCGCCUCGAGCAGCGGGCCCUCCCUCAUGUCCCACCAAAGCUACCAGAGCCAGCACUCGAGCUACUCGCACAGCACCCACCGCGACACCCAGAGCACCGCCGCUACCAGCACCUCCACCCUCUUUACCACCCCGCCUACCUUCCCGGGAACCCCCGUCAACGGCGGACCCGUCGAGGCCGCCGACAAUGUCCUGAACAAGCGCGCCGACAAGGAGAGCUCGCUCUUCCACAGCGGCCUGCAGCUGCAGCUGCGCUUGCGCGCCAUCCCCGGCUUCGAGCGCUGGAUAUCCGAGGAGGAAAACAAGGCCGACGACGAUGCCGACCCCGUCACUCUGCUGUGGCGGACCUUCCGCCGCGGCUUCCCGCUCAUGGACAUCUACAACGCCCUGGGCCCCAAGGUGCGCCUGGCUGUCGACACCUCGAAGAUGACGGAGAGCACCACCAAGAAGUUUGAGAAAAUGGCAGCCUACAAGUUCCUGCAGGCCUGCAUUGGAGAACUCAAAUUCCCCCCUGAGGAAUGCUUCAUGAUUGGAGAUCUAUACGGCGACGACACAACUGGAUUUGUGAAGGUUGUCAAAGUGGUAAACCGAGUUCUGGACAUUCUGGUGCAGAUGGGCAUCAUUCAAAACACCGAAGCCGCCGACGGAGCCGGCGACCCGACUAGGAAGAAGACCCGGCGUGAGCACAUCAUCAACGAGCUGGUGUCAUCGGAGCGCACGUAUGUGCAGCACUUGGAGAUGCUGCAAAUGUUCAAGCGACUGGUCGAAGAGAAGGGCUCCGUAACAGGCGACGCCAUCCAUGACAUUUUCCUCAACCUGAAUGCGCUUCUCGACUUCCAAAGACGGUUCCUCAUUCGGGUGGAGCAGACCAACGCCCAGCCUCCCCACGAGCAGAAUUGGGGAAACCUCUUCGUGCUGUACAAGGACGCUUUCAAAGUUUACGAACCCUAUGUCGCGAACCAGAAGAAAAGUGAGCAGGUGGCUGUACGAGACUACGAGAAGCUCGUUGAGACUGGUGGCUCUGGCGAAAUGCAGCAGAUGGUGCAGACUAAAGCUACUUUGCCUUCGUUCUUGAUCAAACCCUUUCAAAGACUGACAAAGUACCCACUUUUGUUGAAGGACUUGCGCGCAAAUGGUGAACUUGAAGAGCACCUCAGGGACGACAUUUCGAAUGGUAUCGAUGCCACAGAAGCAGUGCUCGAGCGCAUCAAUGCGGCUAUAGCCCGCGAAGAUCGAAUGGAAGCUGUCGAGGAGUUGAAAACUUUAGUUGAAGAUUGGAAGGGCCAUCGCAUCGAAGGAUUCGGCGACCUUCUGCUCUACGGUCAAUACACUGUCCUCAAAGGAGACGGCAUGAACGGGAAGCAAGACGAACGAGAGUACAAAAUCUACCUUUUCGAAAUGAUACUUUUAUGCUGCAAGGAGCUCAGCGCCAACAAAGCGAAAAAGAUGAACAAGGCGUUGACCACUAAGACCGGGAAACCAAGGCUGCAACUCAAAGGUCGUAUCUUCAUGCAAAAUGUUACAGAGACAAUAUCGCUCCAGAAGCCCGGCUCGUACACAUGCCAGAUUUUCUGGAAGGGCGACCCAGGCAUCGAGAAUUUCAUAAUCCGAUUCAACACUGAGGAUACCAUGAAGAAAUGGGCAACCCAGGUGGAUACCCAGCGUCGUGUUUGGAAAGACCACGCACGCAACAGCGCCAGCACUACUCACUCAAAGCCGUCGGACACACAAUUCACGUACAUGCACGACCAAAACCUCGUGAAUCCAUACGCCGAGGACGACGAUGAUGAGGACGAGGAUAUUGAUACGGUCGUCCCCGGAUACCCACCAACCAGCUCAAGCGCGUCAAUACGGUCACGAUCGACCACAGGGGAAAGCGCAAACGAUGCCACGGUACCACCUCCACGUUUCCCCAUGGGCUACCCCCAAGCCCCGCUAACGCUUCGAACCCAGCAGCUUGCCAACUUUAACCAAGACGGAUCAUACUUCUCACCCGUAGACACUCCUAUGUCCACCUACUCAAAUGCACGGACGAGCUCCUCGUCAGCAGGCACCUUUCCUUUCCCCCGCCAGACACCUCCAUCUGGCUACCAUGAGGAAAACAACCGUUACACUGCACCUGCUCGCGGCCAUGUGACUCGCGAGACCUCUAUGGGCCCUGGUAUGCUUCCAGGGCGGACAGUCUCACGUCCCUCGUUGCCACCCACCUCCAACUCAGCGAGUAUGUCAGCUGGCCGAAUGCGGGCGGCUAGUAGCCCAGAUAUCCACAAUGCCCUGAGACCAGGACGGCAGCCAAAUGGCCAGCAACCAUCGGUACCCGAGAUGCCUCCAUUCCCCACGCACUACGCCUACAACGCGGCCAUCGUCAACCGCAGCCAGAACAAUUCACCUAACAGUAUGCCUCCUCGAGCCGCUACGGGGUCACCCGCCAUCCAACGAGAUCGCCUCGUCCAGCAACGAACAGCGGAACAGCUUGCCAAUACCCAUCCCGACUUGCCUCUGCACUAUGGCGGUCCGGCCCGCAGAGAUCCUAGUAGCGUUCCUUCCGCACGGACUAUGACGCCGCACUCGUCAUUUGAACGCAGCCAAGGUACACUCACACCGGCAUCAAUGGACUCGCGCACCAUGUCGCCUCCCCUAUCGCAAGCAUCGACCCUGAACGAAAAUCAUUCAGGAAUACCUACUCAGCUCAAGGUCAAGGUGCACUGCCCGGCGGCCGGCAGUACAAUGACACUAGUAGUCAGUACAAACAUUAGCUUCCAGAGCCUAAAAGACCGCAUUGAUGCGAAGCUUCAGCGGUCGACGAGCGUGUCGCUUGGUUCCGGUCAAGUGAAGCUGAAAUACUUGGAUGAUGACACAUUUGUCACAAUCUCUACGGACGACGAUCUGCAGGAGGCGUUUGAGACGUGGAAGGAGCAGCAGAGAGACUUGAACCCCGGUGGCCAGCAGCUUGGUGAAAUCGAGCUGUUCUGCCAGUAA
This is a messenger RNA of Paraphaeosphaeria sporulosa, 3054 nucleotides long. RefSeq lists its product as uncharacterized. The record is from RefSeq and is a predicted model, not a curated record. NCBI's taxonomy places the organism in Eukaryota, Fungi, Ascomycota, Dothideomycetes, Pleosporales, Didymosphaeriaceae. Gene Ontology annotation, biological process: septin ring organization; establishment of cell polarity. Gene Ontology annotation, cellular component: division septum; nucleus; cytoplasm. The coding region runs from base 1 to 3054 and encodes 1017 amino acids. The transcript is spliced from 4 exons. Gene Ontology annotation, molecular function: protein binding; guanyl-nucleotide exchange factor activity.